Penicillium nucicola is the source of this 1125-nucleotide messenger RNA. Its product is annotated as RTA1 domain-containing protein. The transcript has 4 exons. The record is from RefSeq and is a predicted model, not a curated record. Bases 1 to 1125 code for a protein of 374 amino acids. Gene Ontology annotation, cellular component: membrane. NCBI's taxonomy places the organism in Eukaryota, Fungi, Ascomycota, Eurotiomycetes, Eurotiales, Aspergillaceae.
AUGGCCCCGACCGCGACUACAUUGCUUGCAUCGGCUACGGCUACUUCGACAGCUUCUGCCACCUGUAUCACUGUCGCUCCAGGAAAGAAUGGAUAUCUUCCACCAGAUUCUUGCGAUGUGCUUCUUUACUAUGUUCCAUCGUUCGCAGCAGCAAUCUUCUUUUGUGUCCUCUAUGGACUGACAACCAUCAUGCAUCUUGUCCAAGCAUUCAUUUACAAAAAGCCAUACGCAUGGGUAGUAACCAUGGGCUCAGCCUGGGAACUAAUAGCCUUUACCUUUCGAGCCUUGGAAUCCCGACAGCAAAACAACGAAAACUACCUAACAAUCUUCACAAUAUUCUUCCUCCUGGCCCCAAUCUGGAUCAACGCCUUCCUAUACAUGACCCUCGGCCGAAUGAUCUACUACUACCACCCACACAAGAAAUUAGCAGGGAUAUCCGCCCAACGCUACGGCCUCAUUUUCGUGACACUGGAUAUAAUAGCCUUUCUAGUCCAACUAGCCGGCGCAUCAAUGACAUCAGGCACGGACACAGAAACAAAAAUCGUCUUGCUGGGUCUGCACAUCUACAUGGGCGGCAUUGGCAUGCAGGAAUUCUUCAUUCUCUGCUUCUUGGGAUUGUUCAUCCAUUUGCAUCGCAUCAUCUAUCGUAUGGAGCAUCAUGGAGAGCUGGCCAUAGAUAAGGUGCAGGGUGCGUUCUCGUGGCGGUGGCUGUUUUAUUCGGUCUAUUUCGUGCUGGGGAUGAUUACGAUUCGAAUCAUCUUCCGCAUUGCACAAUAUGCUCAAGGAACUUCGAGCACAAACCCCGUUCUUACGCAUGAGUGGUAUGAAUAUGUUUUCGACGCUGUGCCUAUGUUCGUCGGCUUGGUGGCCUUGAAUAUUUUCCACCCUGGUCGGGUUCUUCAAGGGCCGGAUUCGACAUUCCCGAAGAAGAGUCGCGCAGAAAAACAAGAGCUAAAGGCUCAGAAGAAGGCGAUGAAACUGGAGAAGAAGAUGGAAAAGACAAGACUGAAGCAAAAAAGUGGUGAGCCGGUCGAGGCAGACAGUAGUCAUUUUUAUGAGUUGCGUGAUGGACCGGUUCAGGUACCGGAUGCAAAUGUUGGUUCAGGGCGGUCCUACAAUGUGUGA